AUGGACAUCAAUUCCCUGCUUUCGCCGGACUCGAAUCCUCAAUCCGCAAACUCGACGCCCGUGCCCGGUCCUAAUUCAAAUAAUGCACCGGCCCCAUCUGCAGGGCCGUCCCCCCACAAAGCUAUUGAACGGACCCGUUCUGGCACCACCCGCAAAGGCAAAGGCAAGACUUCCUCGCCUCUCGCACAGCAUGUUUACGCCUCGAGUGGAUUGCCAGAAGCUUCACCCUCGGCUCCGAGCCCGUCGGUAGGCCCGAAUUCGGGCGGCGGAAAUGGAACGCCGCCGGCGACCGACCUCCCUCCCUCGAGACAACCCUCCACCCCCGGUAUGGAUACACUGGCGGACCUUGCUUCAAUGCAACAUCACCAGCCGCAACGCCCGAAUGCUGCUAGUAUGCUGCGGAGCACCGAGUCCUAUGAGAGCCAGCUCUCUCCAUCUACCAUCCACCCUCACGUGAACCCCAUCAACCAUAACACCCCAACACCCCGGACCUCGUUUGAUCUGGCCAUGUCGGAAGGCCCGCGGGAGAGUGCGCGACGAAAUUAUGCCGCGACGUCGCUUGUCCCAGAUGCCCAGCAAUUAGCGAACGCGCUGUUCAAUCAAAUCCAAGAGAACCCUCAUUCGUACGAUUCGCAUGUGCAAUUCAUUGGAUUGCUGCAUGCGGGCUUUGUGAACCAUGUGUACCCACCCAACAACCCCGACAUCCAUGGCGACCCCCGAAGAUACGACCUUCUCAAGGACUUGAGGACGGCUCGCGAGGAGAUGGACAAGCUGUUCGCUAUGGGUGAAGAUCUGUGGGCAGAAUGGAUCCAGGAUGAAAGCAUGCUUGCCCAUUCGGUCGAUGAGCGAAUUGCUGUGAUGGAACUGUGCCAGCGCUCGGUUGAGGAGGAGUUUGGCAGCACGAAACUCUGGCACAUAUACGGCGAAUGGGUGCUCUAUCUCUACAACGCGGCGGCUGGUGAAGGCGGGGCGGGUCGGUGGACCGAGGAGGAUCGGCUGGUCGGUCGUGAAGUGUUCAGUUGGCAGUCGGUCCUCGACGUGUGGCAGCGGGGUGCCGAAGCGACGCGUUGGAGAAUCAAUAACAGCCACUUGGUUUGGGACCGCUUGCUGGAGCUUUACGCCCAGGAGGUUUCCCGCGCACCUUCGCAGGAAAAGGUCAAUCAUCUGCGAGGCCUAUAUGAUAUCCGGCUACAGACACCUCACGCGACCUGGGAUCAAACCUUCCAGACAUUUUCCGGUUUCAUCUCGACAUACUACAAUGCGAAUUACGAGGAUAUCAUGUCUGAGACGGUCGCUCGAGCUUCUGAACCCAAGGGCCGCUACGCCGCGCGAGAGGAAUUCGAGAUUCGGCUAACCAAGGCGCAAGAAUCCAGUGAUCGAACUGUGGAAUGGAAAAUCUACUCCGAAUACAUCGACUGGGAAGUUAGUCGGAAUCGCCGAAAGCGCGAAUUCCACUUCGAUAUGGUCAAUGGGGUCUACCAGCGAGCAGUUCUCCGCUUUCCUACUGACGUUUCUUUAUGGGAGGAUUAUGUGAUGUUCUUGAUUGGCGAAUCUCUGCACGGCCAUGCCUCCACCACGACUAUCUCAACGCUGGAUCGGGCGACGCGCCAUUGCCCUUGGUCCAGCAAUCUCUGGUCCCAAUAUCUUCUGAGCUCAGAAAGGGAAGGCCUGUCUUUCUCGAAAAUAUCGGGCAUCAAACACAAGGCCACUAGCACAGGACUGUUGGAUGCUGGUGGCCUGGAAGAGGUAUUGAAAGUUCACACCACUUGGUGUAGUUACCUGCGCCGACGUGCCUUCCUCUCGGAAGCGAUCGAUGAGGACCUGGAUGUGGCAGAAGUUGGCAUUCGUUCGGCAAUCGAGAGCGUGCAAGAGUUGGGCGAGAAGAAAUACGGCCGCUCGUACCAGGGAGAUCCCCUUUUCCGCCUUGAGCGCAUUUACAUCCGUUAUCUCAGUGAAAGUGGCAGCUGGGACAGUGCACGGGAGACCUUCAAAGGCCUUGUGCCGCGCUGUGGUAACAGCUAUGAAUUUUGGCUGACGUACUACGGAUGGGAGCUCAUCUCUUGGAGCAAGUUCGUUCAAGGCGAGGCCACUGUCGAUGCGGCGAGGCGCACUCCCACGCCGAGCUAUGCCACCGCGGUGUUAAAACAGGCGAUCAAACGGACGGAUCUCGAUUGGCCCGAAAAGAUCGUCCAGGUCUACAUUUCCCAUUGCGAGGAUUAUGAAGACUCGGACGAGCUCCAAAUGGCCGUCAUCGAGACCCGAAAGGCCAUGAGAGCUGUCACUGUCCGGAGAGAAAAGGAGGCGCGAGAAGCCGCAGCGCUACAGCAAGAACAACAACAGCAGUGGGAAGCUGCGGCUGAGUCUGCUCCAACCACCGAAAAAAGAAAACGCGAAGAUGAAACAGACAUCAAUGGGACAGAAGCCGAACCUGUGGCUCUCCGACGGGAUCGCGAGAAUGCGACGGUGGUGGUGAAAAACCUCCCGCAUCACACCUCAGAGCACCAGACUCGUCAGUUCUUCCGCCAUUGUGGCACCAUCAACGGCGUGAAAAUGAUCACUGGCCAGGACGGAAACUCUGAAGUUGCCAUACUCGAGUUCGAAACGAGGGAAGAAGCUCUCGGGGCUUUGACCCGCGACCAGAAGCUCUUCGACCAGAACACGAUCCAGUAUGGCGACAUUGUUGAUAUUCGUCUGCCGUCCCUCAAGUACCAAACCAGUCGGCGCUUCUGCUAUGUCCAGUUUGCUACUUCCACUGCGGCACAUCAGGCUACAGAAUUAGAUGGAACCGAGACUGAAAAUGGGUUCAAGCUUGUUGCAAAGAUUUCCGACCCAUCGCACAAGAAAACGCGCAGCAACCCCAUGCAAGAAGGGCGUGAGAUCUAUCUUAAGAACGUUGACUGGAGUGCGAAAGAAAAGGAUCUCAAAUCUGCUUUUGCACAAUUCGGGUCUAUUGAAGCGGUUCAUAUUCCGCGGAAGGUUGACGGCAGCAGCAAGGGAUUUGCCUUCGUUGCCUUCUCUUCCAAGGAAGAAGCUGAUGCUGCACUCGCAAUGGAUGGCCAGAAGCUCGGGUCGCGCCUCCUUCACGUGGAGCACAGUUCUUACAUGGGCGCCAAACGUACUAGUACUACCAUCAUCUCACACGUGGCCCGAUCGAAUUCACCCGCGUCGCAGGUUAACGGGGCCAGCGCGGAGGAUUUGGAAGUACCGGUCGGCGAAGUCCGUGACCGGACAGUGGCCUUGAUGAAUGUCCCCGAUACCGUCAACGAUGCGCGGAUCCGCGCUCUCGUCGAACCCCUCGGGCGAUUGAUAAAGAUCGUUCUGCGCCCAGACCAUCAAGGUGCUAUUGUCGAAUUUGCCGACGUCCACGAUGCGGGCAAGGCGUCUCUGGCACUCGAGGGCAAGGAGAUCAUCCCAGGGCGGUCGCUCCACGUCGGCACAGUCGCGGAGAUGAUGAAACUGCAUGCCGAGCAAAAGACGGAGCGGGUCACUUCGAUCAAGCAAGAAAAGCCCCCUCACACCAGUCUUCAGCCAUCUGGCCCCAUUCGGCGACCUCAGCAGCCCGGCGCUCGUGGAGGUCGGAGAGCUGGACUCGGCGUGAAACGGACGGCUGCGGCCCCGCGCCCCGCGCAGGCCCCGGCUUCAACUGGUGCGCCUGACAAAAUGGAUACCACGGCCGAUCACGGUGACAAUGGGAACCCCAAAAAGAGCAACGAUGAUUUCCGCGCGAUGAUCCAAAAGAAUCGCUCGGAGUAA
Penicillium alfredii is the source of this 3753-nucleotide messenger RNA. RefSeq names its product U6 snRNP complex subunit PRP24. Gene Ontology annotation, cellular component: cytosol. Gene Ontology annotation, biological process: RNA processing. Gene Ontology annotation, molecular function: protein binding; mRNA binding. Lineage: Eukaryota; Fungi; Ascomycota; Eurotiomycetes; Eurotiales; Aspergillaceae. The transcript is spliced from 5 exons. The coding region runs from base 1 to 3753 and encodes 1250 amino acids. The record is from RefSeq and is a predicted model, not a curated record.